This is a messenger RNA of Ramularia collo-cygni, 2151 nucleotides long. Its product is annotated as related to homeobox transcription factor (RfeB). Gene Ontology annotation, molecular function: DNA-binding transcription factor activity, RNA polymerase II-specific; RNA polymerase II cis-regulatory region sequence-specific DNA binding. The record is from RefSeq and is a predicted model, not a curated record. The transcript has 2 exons. The coding region runs from base 1 to 2151 and encodes 716 amino acids. Gene Ontology annotation, biological process: regulation of transcription by RNA polymerase II; cell differentiation. Lineage: Eukaryota; Fungi; Ascomycota; Dothideomycetes; Mycosphaerellales; Mycosphaerellaceae.
AUGGCCGACGUGAUGCAGCCUCAAUCCUCUACACCGGCUCUCUCCCUCAUUGACCUUGAGGAUGGAGAGACCACACCUACUGGCUCGAGCUCCAAUGGCAACAAUGCCUCUCGCCGACCGCCGAGGAAGAGCACUCUCACCCAGCAGCAAAAGAACCAGAAGCGUCAACGGGCCACGCAGGAUCAGCUCAUGACUCUGGAGAUUGAGUUCAACAAGAACCCCACGCCCACUGCACUCGUGCGCGAGCGCAUAGCUCAGGACAUUAACAUGACCGAGCGCUCCGUUCAGAUCUGGUUCCAAAACAGGCGAGCAAAAAUAAAGAACAUUGCUAAGCGUAGCAUCGAGAGCGGCGAAGACUGCGACAGCAUCCCCGAGUCGAUGAGGCAAUAUCUGGCAAUGCAGGCUUACGGCCCGGGAAAGGGCAUGCCUGCUGCGAUGAUGGGCCGCGGUCCGGGGUUUGCGCCAUAUGGCAAUGGUAGCAUGUGUCUCAACACAGACGCAUCUUCUGGCAAGGUUGUCAUUCAGCAUUUCCACUGUCGUUCGCUGUCCAUUGGAACAUGGCGUCGCGUGGGCCAAAGCACAAUGGAUCUGGUCGUCUUUUACUCCCCCGACAAGGCUUGCGUGACRUACUACAUCAACAACGACUCGGCUGGAUACAAGAUUGAAUACCCAUUCGCUUGGAUCAAGAACAUCACACUGCAGCAGGGCGAUGUCAUUGCAGSAGCUGAAGGUGCAUCUCAACGCUCCGGUGGACUAGUAAUCGAAUUGACACGGCCGCCAAAGUUUUACAUGGACAGCUCUGGUAGCGGUGGAUUUUACGAGUGUGGCGACUUUACGGAAGAUCAGCAAGCAAGCCAGGUCAUGGUACAUCAAUUGGGAGGUCCUUCCAAAGUUCUUAGCGGGCAGCUGGCGAAACUGGUUUCUCUCGAGUCAUACCAAAACCGACACAGCCACACCAUGUUUGAUCCAAGCGCAUUCGCAGUAUCAGCUCCUGUAUCGCCUGUCGGACACCGCCCAGCAAGUCAGCCCAACCACUUGAUGCACCCGCACAGUGGCAUGCAUCUCUUCCCUCCACAGGACCCCAACGCAGGUCUCAUGGGCCCACCCGGACCUCGUGGUCACAAACGGCAACGUAGUCGCUCCGUUCCUGUCGCGGUUGAUUUCAACAUGCUCCGAAACGGACCGAUGCCCUCGUUCUUGAUCCAGCACGAGGGCCAGAACGCGCCACAACCUUUGUCAGACACCAACAUCUUUGCUCCCAUCCCGCAGCAUCAGCAGCACAACAGCUUCACUGCGGGCAACGAUUCUCACCUGAGCAUUGAUACAUCUUCUGGCUACAUGGGUCUGCCUUUCGCUGGCGCACUCUCUGCUACCACGGCAAACUCACCGAGUGACUUUGGCACACCCGGUUUCUACAGUGCUGGGCCUGCUGCGGAUGGCAUGCAAGCAUCACACUUCAACUCUCCAUUCAACAGCGGGUUCCUCGCCGUCGAUCAAGCAUCAAUGAUUGGCACCAGCAACACUCCCCUGUCGAUGGCCAGCCACGGCGACCCUGUCAUCGCGGACCACUCCCCUCCCCUCAAUGGAAUGGGACGCAGUCACAGCGCGGAUAUUUUCGGCACGCCUGGCGAGGGUUCCCAAAUGGGCGAUGACAGCAUGUAUCUUUCCGAAUCAUUCAACAAGCAGAUGGCACUUCCAUUCCGGACCCCGCUUGGCGAUGAUUCCUUCCACUCGCCCAUGCCUGAUGGCAUGUUCAACUUUCAAUCCCCACCAGCCACUGGCUCUGACAGCCACGGCAACAUGAGCAUGUCUGCCCAGUCACAGAUGCAUUUCGUUCCAAGCCCUCAGCAUAGCCAGGACGGUCACUACCAGUCGCCCUCCCAGCAUGCCGGGCAAAUGCACAAUGACAGCGGUGUAUCUUUCUCGACACCGUCUCACAUGUCUCAGGAACAGGCGGCGAUGUUCAACAACGCACAGGAAAAUGGCAUGGUCUACCAAGAUUCGAAAGUAUACUCUAGCCCAGGACAGAUGCAGCAGCUCUCGGAUGACCAGCAAAUGUUCCACCACCACAGCCCUGGACAACAAAUGGACAUGCAUACACAGCAGAUGUAUGGCUUUGUCGACCCUCACUCUCUCGGACACCAGCAGUAA